Equus quagga is the source of this 1062-nucleotide messenger RNA. Its product is annotated as melanoma-associated antigen B10-like. Gene Ontology annotation, cellular component: nucleus. Gene Ontology annotation, biological process: negative regulation of transcription by RNA polymerase II. The record is from RefSeq and is a predicted model, not a curated record. The coding region runs from base 1 to 1062 and encodes 353 amino acids. Lineage: Eukaryota; Metazoa; Chordata; Mammalia; Perissodactyla; Equidae. The transcript has a single exon.
AUGCCUCGUGGUCAGAAGAGUAAGCUCCGUGCCCGGGAAAAACGCCGCCAGGCCCUAGAAGAGUCCCAGGAUCUGGUACGUGCUCAGGCCACUGAGGGAGUGGGAGAAGAGUUCUGCUCCUCUUCCUUUCCUUGUUGCAAGGUUAUUUCCCAGAGCUUACAAGCUCCUGUGUCAUGUUGCAAUUCACAGGGUCUUCAGAGAACCACAUCCACCACCACUAAUGCUGCAACCGUUUCAUACACAAGAUCAAAUGAUGGUGCCAGUAAUGAAGAAGGUCCAAGAUCUUCACAGGACCCAACAGCCACUGAGCCCCUCCAUAGAAGCCCUCUAGAUGAGAAGGUGUUUAUACUGGUGUAUUAUCUGCUGUACAAGUAUCAAAUGAAAGAGCCAAUUACCAAGGCAGAUAUGCUGAGAAAUGUAAUCCAGAACUAUAGGAAUCACUUCCAUGAGAUCCUCAAGAGGGCUUCUGACCAUCUGGAGCUGAUCUUUGGCCUUGACACAAGGGAAUUGGAUCCCUACAAGCACAUCUAUGUCCUCAUCAACAAACUGGAACCAAACUGUGAUGGGAGGGUGAGCGAUGGUAGUAGUCUGCCCAAAAGUGGUUUGCUGAUGCUUGUUCUAGGUGUGAUCUUCAUGAAGGACAAUUGUGCCACUGAGGAGCAAAUGUGGGAAGUUCUGAAUAUGAUGGGGAUAUUUGCUGGGAGGAGGCACUACAUCUAUGGGGAGCCUAGAAAGCUCCUCACCCAAGAUUUGGUGAAAGAAAAUUACCUAGAGUACCGGCAGGUGCCCAAUAGCAAUCCUCCACGCUAUGAGUUCUUAUGGGGUCCAAGAGCCCAUGCCGAAACCAGCAAGAUGAGAGUCCUGGAGUUUGUGGCCAAGGUCCAUAAUACGGUCCCCAGUGCUUUUCCAACCUGGUAUGAAGAAGCUUUACAAGAUGAAGAAGAAAGAGCCCGAGCCAGAGCUGCAGCCAGGGCUCGUACUGCUGCCAUGGCCAGUGCACGUUCCAGAGCCAUGGCUGGUGUGCGCUCCAGGGCCACGGCCAGCAGCUCCUCUCACCCCUAG